ACUUUGGUGCACGCGUUCUGCCGGCUCGGGGCGUUUUUGCGCUGCCUAAAUUGAACUCCUGCGAGGCUCCGCGCUCAGAGAGCAGCUCGCGGGCUGCGGCGAUCUGUCUCUUUAAGUUGGUGUCAAAGCCGAUUAGCGCUGAUGUCCGCCGUGAUUCUGUUUUUACCGUCUGUUGACUGAGUCUAUUUCUGUGUGCUGUUGUUGGCGGUACUACACACCGUCGUUUUCCUCAUUUUUUUAACCACCUGGACAAAAACACACUGGCUUGCUAGGUCAUGUCCGAACUUUGCAGCAUGGAGAUGUGUUGAAGCGGUGCUGCUUUUCAACGGUUCAGCUUGACGGGGCAGAUCACACUGGAGCCUGUAUUUGACAGUCUGGUAAGAGUGAUGCACUCUCCAACUUUUUAUGCCAUGGCAAGCCUGGAUUACCUUUUUCUGCAGAUGAGAUGUUAACCACUUUCUCUUCAGUAUCCAUCCGGUAAAGAUAACGGUAGCGAUAUCGAGGAUCCGUGAUGUGAUACAUAUGUUUGCUCUUUGAAGUUGGGAUCAAAAUAAGAACAGGACUCAGUGUAAACAUAAUGCAGAAGAGCGUGCGGUACAAUGAGGGCCACGCUCUGUAUCUGUCAGUGGUUGCGCGCAAAGAGGGGACCAAGCGCGGCUAUCUGAGCAAGAAGACCACAGAGAACAGCCGCUGGGCUGAGAAGUACUUCGCCCUCUACCAGAAUGUGCUCUUCUACUUCGAGAACGACCAGAGCGCAAGGCCCUCAGGUAUAUACCUGCUGGAGGGAUGCACGUGCGAGAGGGCACCGGCGCCCAAAGUGUCCGCCAUCAGCAAGGAUGCCAUUGAGAAGCAGCAGUACUACUUCAUGGUCAAUUUUGGCCACGAUGGGCAGAAACCUCUAGAGAUGCGAGCAGAGGAUGAGUUGGACUGCAACGAAUGGGUGGAGGGCAUCCAGCAGGCCAGCUACUCUGACAUCAUCAUUGAACGUGACAUCCUGAUGCAGAAGUACAUCCAUCUGGUCCAGAUCAUGGAGACUGAGAAGGUUGCAGCCAAUCAGCUUCGUACUCAGCUGGAGGACCAGGACACAGAGAUUGAGAGGCUCAAAGCUGAGAUUACAGUAUUGAACAAAGCCAAGGAAAGGAUGCAGCCAUACCAGAACAACCAAGAUGAGGAAGACCCUGAUAUUAAAAAAAUUAAAAUGGUGCAGAGUUUCAUGCGUGGCUGGCUGUGUCGGAGGAAGUGGAAAAUCAUUGUCCAGGACUAUAUCUGCUCCCCUCACGCUGAGAGCAUGAGGAAGAGGAACCAUAUUGUGUUCAACAUGGUGGAAGCAGAGACAGAAUACGUGCACCAGCUUUCCAUCCUGGUGAAUUGCUUCCUUAGGCCGCUCCGCAUGGCCGCCAGUUCCAAGAAACCUCCCAUUCGCCAUGAUGAUGUUAGCAGCAUCUUCCUCAACAGUGAGACCAUCAUGUUUCUGCAUGAAAUCUUCCAUCAAGGCCUGAAGGCCCGAAUUGCCAACUGGCCCACUCUAGUUCUGGCGGACCUGUUUGACAUUCUACUGCCCAUGCUGAACAUUUACCAGGAGUUUGUGCGUAACCACCAGUACAGUCUUCAAGUGCUGGCAAACUGUAAACAGAACAGAGACUUUGACAAGCUGCUGAAACAGUAUGAAUCCAACGCAGCCUGUGAGGGUCGGAUGCUGGAGACAUUCCUCACUUAUCCAAUGCUCCAGAUUCCCCGUUACAUCAGAACUCUCCACGAGCUGCUGGCGCACACACCUCAUGAGCAUGUGGAGCGCAAGAGUCUGGAGUUUGCCAAAUCCAAACUGGAGGAACUGUCAAAGAUGAUACAUGAUGAAGUCAGCGACACAGAGAACAUCAGGAAGAAUCUGGCCAUUGAAAGGAUGAUUGUAGAGGGCUGUGACAUCCUUUUAGACACAAGUCAAACUUUCGUCAGACAAGGUUCUCUCAUCCAUUUACCAUCCAGCAGUGAACGGGGUGUUCUCAGUAAGGUGCGCCUGGGCUCUCUCUCACUGAAGAAGGAAGGAGAGAGACAAUGUUUUCUCUUCACCAAACACUUCCUCAUCUGUACCCGAACAUCGGGAGGGAAGCUUCACUUGCUCAAGCAGGGAGGAAUGUUGUCCCUGAUCGAGUGUACUCUGAUUGAGGAACUGGAUGCCACUGAUGAAGACCCAAGUCAAGGAUUUAACCAUCUGGAGUUUAAAAUUGUGGUUGAGCCUCCUGACGGUCAGUCCUUCUGCAUUGUUCUCCUGGCUCCUUCCCGCCAGGAGAAAGCUGCCUGGACAAGUGAUAUCAGCCAGUGCAUUGAUAAUAUCCGAUGCAACGGCCUGAUGACAAGCGUGUUUGAGGAAAAUUCCAAAGUUUCUGUGCCACACAUGAUCAAGUCUGAUGCUCGACUGCAUAAAGACGAUGUCGACAUUUGCUUCUCGAAAACGCUCAACUCCUGCAAAGUCCCGCAAAUCCGAUACGCCAGUGUGGAGCGCUUGCUAGAGCGUCUGACAGACCUGCGCUUCCUCUCCAUAGAUUUCCUCAAUACAUUCCUCCACACUUAUAGGAUCUUCACCACAGCUACUGUGGUCAUCGACAAGCUGGCUGACAUCUAUAAGAAGCCGUUCACCUCCAUACCUGUAAGGAUUGAGCAACAUUCAUGUGACCGUCUGUCCAUCAUGUCACUCUGUCCUGACUACAGUCUGAAGAUCACACAGCUUGCACUGGACCAGUCCAAAUCCCUGGAGCUCUUCUUUGCAACCAACCAGGGCAUGUGGGGAACUGACCCUUUGAACAACAAAUCCCCAAGGCUGUGCCGCAAGUUUUCCUCUCCUCCUCCUCUAUCCAUCCCCUCUCGUACCGGUUCCCCUGUGCAUUGCCGAAAGCUCUCCCUGAACUCCCCUAUCAGUGUGAAAACAGGAGCCCUAGACCUGUCCACCACCCGUUCCUCUUCUGCAGCCAACUCCCCAACCUCUAGUCACAGCCCAUCCAUCGCCUCUCCUCCACCUGGCUCUACCAGGGCGCCCUCUGGCUUUUCCUCCCCUCCACCCACCGCCACAAGGUCUCCUAGCCUCCCCCAGGCCUCUGGGGUAUCCUCGCCACCCCCUGUCUCCACCAAGGCACCGCUGGAUCUCAGCCGUGGUCCUAGUUCCCCAGAGCUGAGUCCAGCUGCAGGGGAGGAUGCCAGUGGAGAGCUGCCUCGCAUUGAUGCCUUCUGUGGGAAGCUGAGGCGCAGCUUCCGGAGGGCUGUCCUGGAGUCAGUAUCCUUGGACAAAUUCAUUCCUGAGUCACCAGCUACCAGUGAGCCAGGUGACACGUCCCCCUGCCGCUCGCCUUCAACACCGAGGCAUCUCCGCUACCGUCAGUCGGGAGUUACAUCAGGGGAGACCUCUCGCUGCUCUAUGUCACCAGCUUCAGCUUUUGCAAUUGCCACUGCUGCUGCUGGGCAUAGCAGCUCCCAGGGUUUUAACAGUUCUGAGAAAGCCUGUGACAAAGAAUUCAUCAUCCGCAGAGCUGCUACUAACAGAGUUCUCAAUGUGCUGCGCCACUGGGUUUCUAAGCAUUCCCAGGACUUUGAAAUGAACAGUGAGCUGAAGGUGGCCGUGAUCAGUCUACUGGAAGAGGUGUUGCGAGAUCCAGAUCUGCUGCCGCAAGAGAGGAAAGCUACAACAAACAUAUUAAGUGCACUUUCUCAAGAAGAACAAGAUGAUGCUCAGCUCAGAAUGGAGGACAUAUUACAAAUGAAGAGCUGCCCGCUUCUACACUUCAUUGUGGCGGAGAGUCCUAAAUCAGAGUGUUUUGAGUCCCUCUCAGCCAUAGAACUAGCAGAACAGAUCACCCUGCUGGAUCACAUUGUAUUCAGGAGUAUUCCUUAUGAGGAGUUCCUAGGUCAGGGCUUUAUGAAGCUGGAUAAAACAGAGAGGACUCCAUACAUCAUGAAGACCACCCAGCACUUUAAUGAUAUGAGUAACCUGGUAGCAUCUCAGAUAAUGACCCAUACUGAUGUGGCCUCCAGAGCCAGCUCCAUUGAGAAGUGGCUGGCAGUGGCUGACAUCUGUCGCUGCCUCAAUAACUACAACGGAGUACUGGAGAUCAAUGCUGCACUCGAAGGCAGUGCCAUCUACAGGCUUAAAAAGACCUGGGCAAAAGUCUGCAAACAGACAAAGGGACUGAGGGACAGACUUCAGAAGAUUGUGUCAUCAGAGGGACGGUUCAAGAACCUCAGAGAGACACUGAAAAACUGUAAUCCGCCAUGUGUCCCUUACCUGGGCAUGUACCUCACCGACCUGGCCUGCAUUGAGGAGGGGACACCCAACUUUACAGAGGAGGGCCUUGUUAACUUCUCUAAGAUGAGGAUGAUUUCUCAUAUCAUCCGGGAGAUCCGUCAGUUCCAGCAAACACCCUACAGGAUAGAGCACCAACCAAAGGUGACUCAGUUCCUGCUGGAUAAAAGCCUAGUGAUUGAUGAAGAUACCCUUUAUGAACUCUCACUCAAGAUUGAACCCCGACUGCCACCUGGCUAAUUGCAUCUUAUAAACAGACAUAUAUAUACAAUUUCUAGCUCAGAGCAACACAUUCAUUCAUUCAUUACACAGCAGGGGUUGUUACAUAGAAUCCCAUCAAUAACUGCGCUUGGGAAACUCAGGAGAAAAUGUGCCUUACUGAAGUGUAUAUUUAGUGAGCAGACUAUAAAACAGUGGUAGAGUUCUGUUACCUAUUCAAAGUAGCGUGGCGCUACAAAGUAACCAGUUGCUGCUAUCAUGCGGAAAAUACAAAAUAAUCUGCCUCUGUAGUAUUUUACAUAAACAUUUUAAGAUGAGCUCUACAUUAUUUGCACUAUCAUGGCCAGAUUUACUGCUUAGGAGGCCUGAUUCAGCUGACCCCUGAUUCACUAGCUCUCUGUGCAUUAUGUGUGUAGUAAGACCCCAUGUUUUUGCUGUGGUAGUGUCCAAGGGUCCCCACAAUUUACACAAUUUGUAAAGAAACAUUGUAGCUCCAUAUUUAAAAGCUGUUGAAGAGCAGCACUUAAACAGUUUAAUUGCUUCAUAUCUCCACUGUUAUAAUAAUAAUAAGAAGAAGAACAAUAAUAAUAAUAAUAAUAACAAUAAUAGCAAUAAAAAAUUUAAAUGUCUCUUCACUGGAUCUAAGGGGCCCAGUAAAUCACAACAGUUGCCUCAAGGUGCUUUAUAUUUUCGGGUAAGGACCCUACAAUAAUACAGAGAAAACCUCAACAAUCAGACCCCCUAUGAGCAAGCACUUUUGCGACAGUGGGAAGGAAAACCUCCCUUUAAACAGGAAGAAACCUCUGGUUUUGCCAGAGGUCAGGGAGGGGCAAAUAUCUGCAGUGCUGCAGCCAGAGGUUAAUAACUAAUGAUUAUCAAUCUUCCACAGAACUUGACAGUUGACACAUUGCAGUCAGCCAGGUAACGUUCUCCUGGAAUUUGCCAAACCCAGACUAAUCAGUCUGGCUCCCUGAUUGAAAAGUUUCAUUCUUCUUCCAUAAUUCUGUGAUAAUUAUAGGGUCUUUAUCAUAUAAUAUGUGAUAGUGACUUGAGGUGACUGUUGUUGUGAUUUGGUGCUGUGUAAGUAAAACCUAAUUGAAAAGGGCCAAAACUAAUUUUGGUUAAGCGUUUUUUUCUUUUCUUUUUUAAUUUUAUUAGUUUUUAAAUUAAUAGAAUAUAUAAAAAUGUAAGGAAUCAUACAUAUUUAGAAUGUAAAAUUAUAAAGUUAUAGUUAGGUUAACUUUAGGUUAUAGUUAGUGCAUUUUGGUAUUGAAGGAUACUGUUUCCUCAGUAUCACCAGAAAAAAAAUCUUAAGUCACUCAUGCCUCACCAUGUUGAAUCAGUUGUCCUUACAACGUAUCAGUUUUCUGUAACACAAAUCAAAUGAACACAAACUAGUUGCUACACAGUAAGUUUGGGGUUGUUGGGGACCCUGUAGCAAGUAAUCAAGUAAUUGCAUAAUUGAGUAACUGAGUAAGUCUCUGUGUGUGUGUGUGUGUGUGUGUGUGUGUGUGUGUGUGUGUGUGUGUGUGUGUAGACAUACUGGGUUUCCUAAACAGCUGGAGUACAUCACAUAUUUUAUCUACUUUAAUACUGUCUGUUUCACAGGAGACGUCAUCUAACGCUUCACUUUUUAUCUUUUUUUAAUCUUACGCUAUGAUAAAAAUGAAAAAUGAAAGCUUUAUGUUCUUACAGUUUCUCUUGCAUGUCAGAGCAAAAAUCCUUAAAGUUUAAACACAUUGCAGGUUUUAUGCUCAUUACAGUUUUUAAGACAUUUUUAUUUCUCUUUACAAUCAGAUCCUGUCUUUUGAGUUUUUUAAUGUUUAUGAUUUUGUACACAAAACUUUUUGAGCUUCACUUUUUGAGAGUUGGAUUCAAGAGGUUCUUUCAUGCUACAAAAGCAUAUUGCCACAUAUCAAGAAUAUGUGGCACUAUUCUUAAUAGUUCCCCUCAAUGUGAUCAAUUUUUCAUAUUCAUAUUUCAAAGUCUAUUGAGUGUAUUAGUGAAAUAGUAAGAUCUUUGCACUAUUAAUUUAUUAUUAAUUCAAAGAUUUUCAUUAGACUGUAAUUUUGAUUAUAACAUGAAUAUAGUGUGAUUUCCCUUGUACUUUAAAUUUUUUGCUUGUUUGAUGUCUUUGGGAUGGGGUGGGGAUGGGUUAUUGGGUCUGGGGGCGUAUUUAUUGCUAUUUCAAAGGUCAGGAAUCUGCUUUCUUACACUGCUGUAUACUUUGAAGUUACAGUUUUGCUAAUGUAUUCAUAAGCUUCAAAAUAAAAUAAAAAAUAAACCAUUCAAACUGUAA
Oreochromis niloticus (Nile tilapia) is the source of this 6806-nucleotide messenger RNA. RefSeq names its product Ras protein-specific guanine nucleotide-releasing factor 2a (gene rasgrf2a). The record is from RefSeq and is a predicted model, not a curated record. Lineage: Eukaryota; Metazoa; Chordata; Actinopteri; Cichliformes; Cichlidae. The coding region runs from base 578 to 4528 and encodes 1316 amino acids. Gene Ontology annotation, biological process: Ras protein signal transduction. Gene Ontology annotation, cellular component: plasma membrane. The transcript is spliced from 29 exons. Gene Ontology annotation, molecular function: guanyl-nucleotide exchange factor activity.